Euleptes europaea (tarantolino) is the source of this 2869-nucleotide messenger RNA. It is a transcript of the gene LPIN3, whose product is annotated as lipin 3. The record is from RefSeq and is a predicted model, not a curated record. Bases 1 to 2850 code for a protein of 949 amino acids. Lineage: Eukaryota; Metazoa; Chordata; Lepidosauria; Squamata; Sphaerodactylidae. Gene Ontology annotation, biological process: positive regulation of transcription by RNA polymerase II; triglyceride biosynthetic process; cellular response to insulin stimulus. Gene Ontology annotation, molecular function: transcription coactivator activity; phosphatidate phosphatase activity. Gene Ontology annotation, cellular component: nucleus. The transcript has 20 exons.
AUGACUUGUGGGGUGCCUGGAAGCCAGACACGUUCUCUUGCUCUGCCCUGGAGAGGUAGGUUUCCUUCUAGGGAGGGAGCCAAUACAGAAUUGUCCCAUUCUUGCUGGUCUCAGACAAUGAACUAUGUGGGGCAGCUUGCUGAGACCGUUUUUGGCACCGUGAAGGAGCUCUACAAGGGCCUGAAUCCGGCCACUCUGACAGGCUGCAUCGACGUCAUUGUUGUGAGGCAGCCAGAUGGCUCUUUACUCUGUUCACCUUUCCAUGUACGCUUCGGGAAACUACGUGUCCUGCGUUCAAGCGAAAAAGUGGUUGACAUUGAAAUCAAUGGGGAGCCAGUUGACCUGCAUAUGAAGCUGGGUGAAAAUGGAGAAGCUUUCUUUGUCGAAGAGUCGAAGGAACAAAAGGAGAGCAUCCCCAUCUCCUUGUGCACAUCUCCCAUCCCUUCCGAGAAAAACUCAGAUCUAACAACCAGAGCUUCUAGGGAGGCUUCCAGCUCGUAUGGAAACCCCGAUGCCUCCAGCUCUGACACGGCCCUUCGUAAGAAAAGAAGGCGUAAGAGGAAGGCCAGGAGGAGGGAGUCAUUGGCGGACUCCACUUCAGAAGAGGAAGAAGGCACUGAAAGUGAGAUGUCUCUGGAGGAGAAGCGGAAACUGUUGGCUUCCAACAAUACAAUAUACUACUCAUUCACUGAUGUUCACUCAUACGCUGAAGGAACUGGGACCCUGCAACCGAAGGAAGCCCAUCCCUUUUCUGAUGGAGAACUGCCUCCCAUGCAGAGCCUUUCUCCAAGUUGUCAGUUAGCCCCCAAAAGUGACUCUGAACUGGAAAUCAAAAACCCUGAAAUGCCUCUUGGAUCCGAAGCCCACAUGCAGUGGUCCUGGGGAAGGCUGCCUGAAGUGAGCAAAUCGGAGCGAGCUGAAACAAUAAAGCCCACCAUGAAUAUGGCAACGACGGCAGCUCUCACUCCAACUACCAUCCCUGUGGGCGAGAUGACACACUUUGUUGCCAUUUCAGAAUGCCACUUGGGCACUGUGGACUCUGUCGAUGCUUCAGAUUGUCCAGUUGCUCCUUUAAUUAGACCCACACCUGUCUUCUCUACUGGAAAUGGCCUUCCGAGGGGUGAAGAGCCCAGCUCUUCUGCUCAGGCGAUGGCCAGUGAUCAAGAGACAACUUUCACAUUCUCAAGAGAUGCACAAAGCCAUGCAAAGCCUGCAGAGAGUGAAGGAAAGAAUUGCGCAGAGAUGAUAGGACAGAUUCAGGAACUGGAGUGUGAAGCACCGUCAUCGAGAAAAUCCAGUUUGGAUCAGGAAGCGCCAUCCCUAAGGAAAGCUAAUCUUGGGCAACCAGAGCCAAGCAGCAGCUUAGAGCUACAGCAGGCGACGGGAAGGGGUUCUGUGAAGAGAAGUCCUCACCUGGGACCAACUGAUAUUUACCUGGAAGAUCUCUCAAACCUGGAUGCUGAACAGGUGGCACUCUAUUUCCCUAAAAGUGAUGCUGAAUUGAGUGGGCAAGCACAGACCGAUCCUAGCAGCUUCUCUCAAACUCAUCUGCAGGGUGGCACAGAUAAUCUGGAGUCCAUGGCAUGUAACCUGAUGCCACACAUCCUCCUGUCUGUCUGUGGAGGUCUGGGAGAUAGUGGAGAAUUAUCUCGCGCAGAGGAGUUUAUGAAACAUGUUGUCUCCUACCAAGAGUUUGCAGAAAAUCCAGCAGUUGUUGAGGAUCCAAACCUGGUGAUACAGAUCCAUAAGAAAUAUUAUAACUGGUCAGUUGCAGCACCCAUGAUCCUCUCCCUACAAGCUUUCCAGAAGAAUCUUCCCAAGAGUACUGUUGACAGACUCCUGAAGGAGAAGAUGCCCAAAAGGGGGGGCAGGUGGUGGUUUUCUUGGCGGAGAAGAGAACUUUCCAAUGAGGAGCCAGAAUCCAGUGCCCAGAAAAUGAGUCCGACCAACUCCUUUCAGCAGAGAAAAAGGGAAAAUGCUUCAUCCAGUGAUGAUGAGUCUAUAUCUUCAGGCCAAGGAGACAGACCUGUACCAGAAAUUACACAGAAAUUUCUUCCAACCUACAAGAAAUCCCUACGACUCUCUUCAGAUCAAAUUAAGAGUCUGAACCUGAGAGAUGGUCCCAAUGAGGUAGCAUUCAGUGUGACCACUCAGUACCAGGGCACAUGUCGUUGUGAAGCCACCAUCUACCUGUGGAACUGGGAUGACAAGGUGGUGAUCUCUGACAUCGAUGGGACCAUCACCAAGUCUGAUGCUCUAGGUCACAUCUUACCGCAUUUAGGAAAAGACUGGACCCACCAAGGGAUCGCUAAGCUGUUCCACAAAAUCCAUCUGAAUGGGUAUAAGUUUCUCUAUUGUUCAGCCAGAACCAUUGGGAUGGCACAUAUCACCAAAGGAUACCUGGAGUGUGUCAAAGAUGAGGGCUGUGUGCUCCCGAAAGGCCCCAUCUUGCUGGCACCUAGCAGCCUCUUUUCAGCUCUUCAUAGGGAAGUGAUUGAGAAGAGGCCAGAGGUGUUCAAAAUUGCCUGCUUAACAGAUAUCCGGAACCUGUUUGGCUCCAACAGGCAGCCGUUCCACGCUGCCUUUGGGAACAGAACGAAUGAUGUCCAUGCCUACAAGGAAGUGAACCUUCCAGAAUCUCGUAUAUUUACUGUGAACCCCAAGGGGGAACUGAUCCAAGAACUUGUGAAGAUCCACAAAUCUACGUAUGAGCGGCUGAGUGAGGUAGUAGAUCUCAUCUUUCCACCCAUCGGCAAGGAUGUGAGCUUUUCCAUGGAGUGUCCAGAGUAUAACCACUUUUCUUACUGGAGAGCUUCCUUGCCUGCUGUUGACUUGGAAGAUCUUGAUUGAAGACAUAGAGCCAAUGAAG